Messenger RNA from Fukomys damarensis (Damara mole-rat), 738 nucleotides. Its product is annotated as BMP-binding endothelial regulator protein-like. The coding region runs from base 197 to 568 and encodes 123 amino acids. The record is from RefSeq and is a predicted model, not a curated record. NCBI's taxonomy places the organism in Eukaryota, Metazoa, Chordata, Mammalia, Rodentia, Bathyergidae. The transcript has 4 exons.
UAUUUCAUUUUGUUGUAUUUCAGUCCGUCACCAUGAGAAGAAAAACGGCUUCGAGAUUAUUUUUGCUUUGCAGAGUUUCUGAAAGACUAAGGACAGCAUUAAAUACUAAUUUUCCUUCAAGAAGCUGUCUGGUCAUGGUGUUACUAGAGGGGAGAAUCACCCACAUCGCCUCUUUCCUGUUCCCGCUAAGUUUUAAAUGAACCAUGGGGCAUGCGAGGCCCGGACAGCGCCCCCGCGCAUCCCGCUCUGGGUGCUCUGGGACCAAGGUGCCAGCUGCUCCUCUCCUGGGGGCUGGGUCCCUGGAAAAGCAGAGCAGAUCCAGCCCAGCACGGUGUCGGCAGCAAUCGACAGGCGCUCGCUCAAGGAGCUCGGCCCCGGUUCUGUUGCAAAAUGUGAAAAUGAAGGGGAGGAGCUCCAGAUCCCGUUCAUCACAGACAACCCCUGCAUCAUGUGUGUGUGCCUGAACAAGGAAGUGACCUGCCAGCGGGAGAAGUGCCCGGUGCUGCCGCGCGACUGUGCCCUGGCCGUCAAGCAGAGGGGCACCUGCUGCGAGCGCUGCAAAGAUUAACUCUAGGUCCUCUGCUUGUCUUUGGAGCAACUCUGAAGCCUCCUUACCCCACCUGGGCUGCUUCGCCCAGCUCUCCAGUGUUGGGUCUUGUUUGACUUUCCUUUACCCAAGGGAGUCACCGUCUAAGCCGUGUUUCUCAAAACUGGCUGUAAAUGAGCUGUGACGUAGCA